Molecule: messenger RNA, 3831 nt
Organism: Penicillium concentricum
Lineage: Eukaryota; Fungi; Ascomycota; Eurotiomycetes; Eurotiales; Aspergillaceae
Product: ankyrin repeat domain-containing protein
Exons: 7
Coding region: 1-3831 (1276 amino acids)
Molecular function (GO): protein binding
Source: RefSeq, a predicted model, not a curated record
AUGUCUGAUCAUCGCUCCAGAAGGUCAAAAAUCCGUUGCUUGUUCCGCCGUGACGGUAAAGACAAGGGAGGAGCCAAACAACCCGACAUCCUCGCAAUCCACGGUUCCCGUGCGGGCCGUUCCAGCGUUGAUAACCAACUAUCGACGGCACCUGAAGGCAAUAAUGAGACUGUUUCAGCGUCCCCUGCCCAGCCAAUACCCGAACCUGUUUCUCAGGUCCAAGUGUCGCAGGAGCCUCCGGACAAGCAAGCACACGAACAAUCGAGUCAGCGGAAGCCAUAUGCCGAGAACUAUGACAUGUGGAAGGAAGCUCUCAAUUCCUUGGGAGAGGAGGAAAGAUACAAUGUGAAUACUUUGCUGAAAGAUUGGGACCACGACAGUCCCAAAAGGAAACAUUUGGUAGAGGAGAUCCAAAAGAGAAUGGAUGAGGCAUUGAAUAGUAAGCAUCAUGACAGAACGACGUCUAUUGGCAAAUUGUUGUCGGUAUUGAACAAUUUCCUUUCCGCCGGAGAUGUUGCUGUCAGCUUUGACCCAACUCAUGCUGCCCUGCCAUGGGCCGCUGUUCGGUGUGUUAUUGUGAUGGUUACCGCACACAAUGAGCUGAAAGGGGUCAUCCUCACUGCAAUGGCCGAGGUCACUUCGCUCCUCGUACGAUGUGACAUGUACCAGCUAUUAUACAUGGCCCCAGAUCCCGCUCUCCGCCUGCUCGAUGACUUUUUGACCAGACUGAGAGCAUGCAUUGUUCAAACGUAUGCUGCAGUGCAGUCAUUCUUUGCUUUCGUGAAUGACCAGCAGAGGAGUCUCAAGAUUGUCGAUGUUUUCAAGCUCGAAGAUGCGCGAGCUCAUAUGGACAAGCUCUCUGGAACUCAAAAGCAGUUACUUCAAGCUGCAGACGACUGUGAGAAAUCUUCUAAUCGGUCAAAUCGAUCUGAUCUGAAGGAGCUUCUUGACCUCUCAUCAGAAAUCCCGAUUAUUCGGCAGCAAGUGGAUCUGGUUUUAGAACGAAUCGACGCCAGGGAAGAGCGCGAGCUUCUAGAAUGGAUCUCGCCUAUACCGUAUGGAACGCAUCAUCGUGUUAGAGUAGAAUCUCGCACUCCUGACACGUGUGAGUGGUUACUCCAGAACAAGGAAUUUUGUGAAUGGAUGGACUACGGGUCAUCGGCAAUCCUGUGGCUCCGAGGCUCAAUGGGGGCCGGGAAAACAUACCUCACCUCGAAAGUUAUCGACCAUGUUCAGGGUCUGCUUGAAAGCUCAUCAGACCAUGCGGGCUUUGCGUUCUUCUACUGCAAUCGAAAUGAAGAGAAUCGAAGAGAUCCCCUCUGCAUCCUCCAAAGCUAUGUUCGCCAACUUUCAACCGCUGUUGGAAAUACUCAACAUAUACGGAAAAGGCUCAAGAGCGUCACCGAUCGAACAAGACGCCAAGGAUCUCACUUGGGUUUCGAGGAUUGCAAAAUCCAACUGGCAGACUCAGUAAAUGAGUAUUCUGAGACUGUCAUCGUUCUCGAUGCCCUGGAUGAAUGUAAUCAAGACUCGCGCUGGCAGCUCAUCCAUGUGAUAAAGGACUUGGUAUCCAACUCCGAUCGCCCACUCAAGGUCUUCAUCUCAAGUCGGCCAUACGACGACGAUAUAAAAACGCAGAUCUCUGGGAGGAAUAUAGAGAUUGAGGCAAUCGACAAUCAAGGUGACAUCGAGAAAUUUGUCAAUGCCGAAAUGGAAAAGCCCAGGAGAUGGGGCCCGAUACCCGCAGACCUGCGGAGCAAGAUCGUCCAGGUCCUCUGUGAAGACAGCCAGGGAAUGUUUCAGUGGGCAUACCUACAGAUCAAACAGGUGCUUGCAUUGUCGACCAGAGCAGAUAUCGAGAUCAAGCUUGGCAAACUUCCCAAAACGCUCGAAGAGGCAUACAGGGAGAUAUACGGGGAAAUUGCGAAAUCUCCACGUAGAAAAGCCCUCGUGGACAGCGCGUGCAAAUGGGUGAUGAGUGCCUUCACACCUCUCAGCAGCGAUCAGCUUUUGUCCGCAAUUCACAUUGAUGUUGAUGGGCAUCCCGUCAGCUCUGAUGACCAGCUCAACGACCUCGACAACAGGCGACGGCGCAGCCCGGAGUCGAGUUUUUUUGGCAUGGCCAGCAAGCAGGAUAUCUCUCCAGAGGAUGUCACAAUUUUCGUUAUGUGUCGCUUUUCGCUCUACAUCCUCUUACAGGACUGGUGGGACAACGCAGAGAUCAUGGUCUCACAAACGAAUGAUUGUGGAGACACCACCUUGCAGCUCGCUGCCCAAGCAGGUUGUAAACCUAUAUGUGAGGCUCUCAUGAAGCGAGUGACUGCAACCCACUCCGUGUUGCCGGGAGAUUUCUACGGCAGAGCUCUUGCUGCUGCUGCUGGCCGAGGAUAUCAAGAGAUUGUCAAGAUCCUGGUUCAGAAUGGGGCCGACGUGAACAUCCCGUUGCCAAGUGGCUGUUAUGGUAGUGCCCUCGCUGCUGCUGCUGCUUAUGGGAAAAACAUGGAGAUUUUCAAAAUCCUUAUUGAGAAAGGGGCUGAUGUAAGCCUCCCUUUGUCGAGUGGGGACUAUGGGAGUGCCCUUGCUGCUGCUGGCUAUGGAGGAAAUAUGGAGAUUGUCAUGAUUAUCAUCAACAAUGGAGCCGACGUGAACCUCCUUUUGUCGAGCGGGAGAUAUGGGAGUGCUCUUGCUGCUGCUGCUUCUAGCGGAAAUUCGGAGAUUAUCAAGACUCUUAUUGAGAAUGGAGCCGACGUGAACCUCCUUUUAUCCAGUGGGGACUAUGGGAGUGCUCUUGCUGCUGCUGCUUUUAACAGAAAUUUGGAGAUUGUCAAGAUUCUUAUUGAGAAUAGGGCCGAUGUGAACCUCCUUUUGUCGAGCGGGAAAUAUGGAAGUGCUCUUGCUGCUGCUGCUGCUUCCGAUGCUUCUUUCUCUUUCACAAAAGAUCCAGAAACUGUUAAUAUUCUUAUUGCGAAUGGGGCUGACGUGAACCUCAAGUUGUUGGUUGGGGAGUAUGGGAGUGCCCUUGCUGCUGCCGCUGCCAAUUUUGCUGUUUUCGCAGGACAUACAAAAGUUCUUGAAGUCCUUAUUGCAAACGGGGCUGACGUGAACCUCAAGUUGUUGGUUGGGAAUUAUGGGAGUGCCCUUGCUGCUGCUGCUUUUCAUGCUGCUUUCGCAGGACAUAUAGAGUCUUUCACAGGACAAACAAAGUUUGUUGAAUUCCUUAUUGAGAAUGGGGCUGAUGUGAAUCUCCUGCUGUCAAGUGGGAUGUAUGGGAGUGCCCUUGCUACUGUUGCUUUUGUUGGUGUUCUAAGAGGAGAAACAAAGACCCUUAAGAUUCUUAUCGAGAAUGGGGCUGACGUGAACCUCCUUCUGUCGAGUGGGGAUUUUGGGAGUGCCCUUGCUGCUGCUGCUGCUGCUUCUGCUAUGUCUACAAAAGAUUCAGAGAUCAUUAAGAUACUUAUUGAGAAUGGGGCUGACGUGAACCUCAAAUUGUUGGUUGGGGCGUAUGGGGGGAGUGCCCUUGCUGCUGCUGCUUCUAUUGCUACUCCUUUCACAAGAGGUACAGAAACUAUCAAGAUCCUUAUUGAGAAUGGGGCCGAUGUGAAUCUCACUUUGUCCAGUGGGGACAAAGGGAGUGCCCUCGUUGCUGCUAUUGAUGAAGGAUUUCCGGAGAUUGUCAAGUUUCUUAUUGAGAAUGGAGCCGACGUAAACCUCACGUUGCCGGAUGGGAAUUACAGGAGUGCCCUCGCUGCUGCUAAUUCUAGAGGCUACGAAGAUAUUGAAAACAUACUUGUUGAUAAUGGGGCUACUACGAAUCUCGUUUUGUUCAAUUGA